Molecule: messenger RNA, 2112 nt
Organism: Camellia sinensis
Lineage: Eukaryota; Viridiplantae; Streptophyta; Magnoliopsida; Ericales; Theaceae
Gene: HASPIN
Product: Protein kinase superfamily protein
Biological process (GO): protein phosphorylation; intracellular signal transduction; mitotic cell cycle
Cellular component (GO): cytoplasm; nucleus
Molecular function (GO): ATP binding; histone H3T3 kinase activity
Source: RefSeq, a predicted model, not a curated record
CUCGUAUCUAUAUCCAUGCUUCCUAGCUUCCUUCUGAGAGUACUAGUUUCUUCUUUUAAUUUUCCUGUUUUAUGCUUUUUAACAAUAUCGGUUCAAGUAUUUUAUUUUCUCACCAACAGAGGGAGGACUAGUAUUGCUGCCGCUGCAUGUAUAGAUUAUCAGCAUCAACAAAGGAAGCCAAGGAGAAAAAUAAAACCAGCUAUUCCUAGAGGAAAAGCUCUUCCACCUCCAAACUUUGAUAUGGAGCGAGCAUACUUUCAAGACGUUGAUUCCUUUGAACUGUUAGAGGAAAGCCCCUCACCCAAAAAAUCUGGUUCAUGGGCAAUUGGCAUCCAAAGUGAUGACAUUGCUAUACCAUAUAAGUCCACAGUACUACAGAAAUGGUUAAUCUCUAAGAAGCUAAAUCACAGUUGUGGACCUUCGGGUUCUCUGUCUAAGAUAUUAGAAACUCCUGCAUUACCAGGGGAAUCCAUUUGCAAUGGUGGUUUUGACUCUUCAAGUCUGAAAACCCCAGGAAAUACAUCUCUGCAUAUAAAUUCUGGUUUACAUAGUGUCCAAGACAAAUUCAAUUCAAGUCUCAUGGAUAAAGAUGAUGUUGAAAGGCAUAUAUGUUCACAGAAAAGCAACAAAGAGUUCCAGACUCUGGGUGAUGAGGGUUGCAAAGACAUUGAGGUUGCAGUUGGUAAACUCUCUCUGACGUCAAGGCCUGCUUCAUUAGAUAGUCAUCAGUUGGAUCCUUUUUCAGCUCUUUUAGCAGUUUGCGGACAGUCAGCUCCGUCAACGCUGUUGGAUGUAUUCUCCAAGUAUUGUGAUCCAAAAAGUAUUGUCAAGGUUGGCGAAGGUACAUAUGGAGAAGCUUUCAUAAUUGGCGAAACUGUUUGCAAAAUUGUUCCAUUCAAUGGAGAUUUACGAGUGAAUGGAGAAGUGCAAAAGAGAUCAGAAGAAUUACUUGAGGAGGCCAUACUUUCUCAGACUCUGAAUUAUUUGAGAGGACACGAUGGUCAUGUUUCCAAUUCCUGUACAACAUUCAUAAAAACUACAGAGUUAAGAGUAUGCCAAGGCCCCUAUGAUGCUGCCCUGAUAAGAGCUUGGGAAGAGUGGGAUGGGAAGCAUGGUUCAGAAAAUGAUCAUCCUAAAGAGUUUCCAGAGAAUCAGUGCUAUGUUGUUUUUGUUCAAGAACAUGGCGGUCAGGAUCUUGAAAGCUUUGUGCUCUUGAACUUCAGUGAGGCAUGGAGUUUAUUGGUUCAGGUUACAAUUGCCUUGGCCGUGGCAGAAGCUGCAUAUGAAUUUGAACAUCGGGAUCUACACUGGGGGAACAUUCUGUUAAGUCGGAAAGAUUCUGUGACAUUGCAGUUCACUCUUGAGGGAAGGAAUAUAUCUAUCAGGACAUUUGGAUUGGUGGUAUCAAUAAUUGAUUUCACUCUUUCAAGAAUCAAUACCGGUGAAGAUAUUCUUUUUCUGGACCUUUCGUUAGACCCAGAGCUCUUUGAGGGCCCUAAAGGAGAUAAACAAUCAGAUACUUACCGGAAAAUGAAAGAGGUGACUGAAGACUGCUGGGAAGGAAGUUUCCCCAAGACAAAUGUGUUGUGGUUGCAGUAUUUGGUUGACAUUUUGCUCUUAAAGAAAUCAUAUGAUCGAACUUCAAAAGAUGAGAGAGAUCUGCGUUCACUGAAGAAGCGCCUAAACAACUAUAAUUCAGCAAGAGAAGCAACCUCUGAUCCUUUCUUUAAGGACUUGUUUGUUGAUCAUGCCAUGUAAUGGAAAGUGGAUGAUGCAGUAGAAAAUGAGUCCAUUUUUUUUUCCCUCUACUGUCUUAACUUUGCUCCUAUAUUCACCCAAAAAAAACUUUGCUCCUCCAGUUUUGAAGACUUCAUAUUCAGAAACCAACUUGGUUUCUUUUUUGUAUAUUGUUUACUGGACUGGAGUAGAGAAUUUUUUUUUGGAGGAAAAGUUAUUUCUCUCUAGAUUAUGUAGAAAUAGAGUUCUAACUCUCACAUGUUGGGACAGGUUUUGCACAUUUAGCUUUUUGACAAAAUUCUUGGCUUGCAGUUUGUAACAGUAUUCACGACGAUACACGACAUAAUAUCACAGCUCUACUCAUCUGUGCUGAUC